AUAACAGUGGAAGAGAAGAUCGGAUAGAGAUAUGAAAUCUAGAGGUAUAGAUAAGGUAUGGAGGGCUGCACCCCUUCCACAAACCUUCCAGACUGCGCUAGAAGCAGGUGAUUGGCUGCGGGCGCUUCACAUUUACCAGCGCCAUCCGUAUCAUGCUCCUCCUUCCGACACGUGUGACCUCCUCAAGACCAUCAUGCAUGCUACCGGGGUUGGCGUAGAGGAUGUGAAAAGCCGAUUUAAUGAAAAGAUUACACUCUCAGCAAUAUUUCAGCGUAAGGCGCCUGAGGAGGUAGAAUGGGGUGUGUUUUGGGAUGCCCUUAACAAAGGCGACGGCAAGGUGAUCAGUGCAGCGCUCAGCGGCGCUCAUGUUUCGGCGCCAGCCCAGCAGAUUGCGAUUGCGGAGGCCUGUGCCGUGUUGCUGAAAGCCGCCGGUAAGGACUGGGAGGAGAAACUCAUGGAAAGCACACCGUUUGCUACGGUUACGCGCAGCAACCUCGUUCAGGUUGCCCUUAUGAUGCAGCGGUGGGACGUCGCGGUUGAUAUUCUGCGCCACGUUCGGUUUACCCGCGCUGAUGUUUCGAUUAUUUGGCCUCUGAUGGCGCAGUUUGGGUGGAAGGAGGUUCUUCAGAUGAUAUCCGCAUGCCCUAAGAAUUCGGUUCCGUACGACCAAGUGCUUCCAUUUAUUUUAAAGAAAGGUUGCAGUCUACAAACGUUAUCGGAGCACCUGGAGCAGGCUCGCGUGCUUGGUGAUGUCGAUGUAGUGGCGCCACUUAUCUCCUAUGCGAUAGAAACUCACAAUUGGGAUUAUGUAGAUCGCGGCAUGGAGCACUUGGUUGAUAUUGGACAGAUAUCCGCUGCAGCACGUGACGCUUUUGCGCAUCUUUGCAAACUUCAUGGGCACGAGAGGGUUUGCAAAGCUUUGAAGGAUCAUAAUUUAGACUUAUCAAAAUUGACAAUUAAACGUCUGGAGCUCCUUCGUUUGUAAUCUUUUUCUUUGCAUUGCACGAUAUAGGAACAUUGAAAGGGACCUGCUGGAAAUGUUCCUUUGUUUUACUCUCCGCUAAUUUUAGCCUUUUGAUUCCACAAUGGUCACCCCAUGGGUCUUAGAGCAGCCUUUUUCUACUCGGUUAAUCCUCUAGCGCUCUCAAUAAGAGACAGAGGAAACUUCAGCAUCUGUCGUUAGAGAUUUUUCCCAGCUUUAUUUGGAUAAUUUGUGCGAUACU
Molecule: messenger RNA, 1223 nt
Organism: Phytomonas sp. EM1
Lineage: Eukaryota; Euglenozoa; Kinetoplastea; Trypanosomatida; Trypanosomatidae
Source: the annotation of a GenBank genome assembly